Messenger RNA from Ruditapes philippinarum (Manila clam), 2041 nucleotides. RefSeq names its product sialate O-acetylesterase-like. The transcript is spliced from 11 exons. The record is from RefSeq and is a predicted model, not a curated record. Gene Ontology annotation, biological process: carbohydrate metabolic process. NCBI's taxonomy places the organism in Eukaryota, Metazoa, Mollusca, Bivalvia, Venerida, Veneridae. The coding region runs from base 368 to 1912 and encodes 514 amino acids. Gene Ontology annotation, molecular function: sialate O-acetylesterase activity.
GUUUUUAUUUCAUAAUGUGCACUAUGGAACAUGACAUGAUUUAUGAGUAUUAUAGUUCAGGAUGCAUGCGGACUAGCUUAUGUCAAGAUGAUUUAUAUAUGUAACUCUAAAACGCGUGUAUUUAUAUACAUUAUAAAAUGUCCUUAUGACAGGUUGUCUUUAUAUAUACUAUUCUCAAAUGUCCAGGCAGAAGAGUUCGACUUUGGUAUUCCACUCGUUCACAUGUGUGUUUGUAUUUGUAUAUUAAAAGUAUGUAACAUCCGUGAGUUCUUCCUCCGUUAUACGACAAGUACGGUGUAUAUAAGGCACAAUUUUUCUUCACUGUUAUGUCAUUUAAUUUCUAACAGUCAUUCUAAGAUAAUCAGAGAUGGUCAAUAUAGCUGUUUUUAUUAUGAUUUCGCUCUAUUUCCAAGGUGUUCAUGGUACAUUGCGGGUGCCAAACUACUACAGUAACCACAUGGUGUUACAGCGUGCACCUGCUCGAGCAAUUUUGUGGGGAUAUGCUGACGUAAUAGGUGAUACAGUAACCAUUUUGAUGAACGGCGUUCAAAUACAAGAAGCGACGGUUCAGAAAAGUACCAAAAAUAACACAGUUGGAUUUUGGAAAGUUAAGCUUCCAGCAGAGAGUAACCCAGGGCCGCACGAGAUUCAAGUAAAAUCUAGUGAGGGGUUUCUCUCAUUUGUUGACGUCAUGUUCGGGGAUGUGUGGGUGUGCUCUGGACAAAGUAAUAUGCAGUUUACAAUGCGAAAGGUGUUCAACAGUACACAUGAAAUCGACGACUCUAUACAAUACGGUGAUAUUCGGAUGAUAUCCUCUGAUUUAAAACAAUCUAAUGUGCCACUUGACGAUGUCUCAUUAAAACGGUCGUGGAUAUAUCCCAUUAAAGGUAUAAUAAAUGAGUUUUCGGCCCUAUGCUUCAUGUUUGCACGUGAUCUUCAAAAGCAUUUGAAGUAUCCAAUCGGAGUAAUUGAAUCAGAUUGGGGCGGUACUACAAUAGAAGUAUGGAGUGGCCCGGAUGCUGUCAAAGCUUGCCCAACGACAUCAACCAUUACGCCGAAUAAGCAUUGGCCAACAGAGAAAGGUGUGCUCUGGAACUCUAUGAUACAUCCUUACCUGUCAAUGACAAUAAAAGGCGCCAUCUGGUACCAAGGUGAAUCAAACGCAGGCCGACCUGACCUAUAUGCAUGUCAGUUUCCCGCCAUGAUCGACGACUGGCGGAAGAAAUUCCAUGCUGGAUCAGACGGUGAAACAAGUGAUCAUUUCCCGUUUGGAUUCGUUCAGCUGGCACCGAACAGAGCUGGUAAUGUAGUUGGAGGUUUCCCGCCGACAAGAUGGGCGCAGACGACAGACAUUGGCUAUGUGCCAAAUUCAAAUAUGCCGGAUACAUUUAUGGCUGUUGCAAUUGAUUUGCCAGACUUUAAUUCUCCAUCCGGGGCUAUUCAUCCUACAUAUAAACAAGAUGUAGCAUCUCGUCUAGUUCUGGGAGCCAUGAAUGUUGCCUAUGGUGACAAAAAUGUUGUAUUCCAAGGUCCAUUUCCUACCGAGUAUAAUAUGAACAAUGGUCAACACACACUAAGGAUCACUUUUGAUAAUGGGACUGGACUUUUACAAGUUAACAAUAACAACGGUUUCGAGAUUUGCUGUGCAAGUACUACUAGCGAAUGCAGUAAUUCAGCAGCAUGGUCUGUUGCCUCUAUCAAACUGUCAGAAACAUCUUCCAUUCAAAUAGAUGCUUCUGGUUGCCAUGGAAAAAAUCAUAUUACUGGUGUAAGGUACCUAUGGAAGGAGAGUCCCUGUGCAUUGAAGAAAUGUGCCUUGUACGGUAGUCGAACACAACUUCCUGUGCCACCUUUUAUUGAAAUUAAGAUGUUUCAAACUCCAGGCAUUGAUAUAAUCCCUUUGUUUCAAUAAAGGAUACAAUUAAACCGUUCUGUUUUUAUCUUCUUCUAAAACCCUUAUCAAAGAAAGCUAAAACUUAUAUGGUAAAAAUCCUACACUUGAAAAGUAGUAACGAACAUAAUAAAUGGUCCUAUAUCUCGG